Molecule: messenger RNA, 1311 nt
Organism: Paramecium tetraurelia
Lineage: Eukaryota; Ciliophora; Oligohymenophorea; Peniculida; Parameciidae
Exons: 2
Molecular function (GO): phosphoprotein phosphatase activity
Source: RefSeq, a predicted model, not a curated record
AUGAAUUAGUUAAAAGCAAUUUAAAGUUCUGUUGAUACAUAAAGAAGAAGAAACUCAUCCUUCAAACAAGAAAAAUCUUAUUUUGAAUAAGCUAAGAGAAGAAAAAGUGUCUUUAUCGAUCAAAUGGAUGAUUACAGUUAAAAUUAAAUCUUGAAAAAUUACAAAAGUUUCUUGCCUUAAAUAAAAAUGGAUCAAGUAAACUCUGAUGGAUAAGACAUUUAAAUUAUAAUGAAUCAUUUCAGAUUGUAUUAGUAAUAAAAUGUAAAACCAAUCAAUUGGAAUAUAUUUUUUGCUUAAAUUUGGGAUUUUAUUCAAAAAAAUGGCGAUAUUUAUGAUCUGUAUCAAGAACUCUUUAAGAAAGUGUUUUUUUUGCAAUUUCAAUAAUUGUAAAAAUAAUUAUUUGAAAUCUGUUACUUUGAAAAAAUCAUAAUAUCUUUAGGCUACGAAAUGCAACAGGAUCAAUUAUUCAACCAAUUUUUUUGUUAAUUCGUUUAGAAUUAUUAAUCAUGUUUGUAAGAAUUGUUUUCAAAAGGCAAAUUUAAUAAAAAGUAAUUAUAAGAUGCUUAAUAAUAAAUUCAAAUGAACAAUACUAUUGAUUAUGUCAGUAUAGAUGAUCUAUAUGAAAGAUUUCAACAAGGAAAUAAUACAAUCUGGAUGAUACAUAGAAAAUGCAAAUAAAGUUAAUAAUAUAAACUAAAUUUUAAAAUCAUUAGAAGACAUUUUGCAUUGUGGUUACACGAAACCAGAAACUUAGAAAUCAUAAAGCUAUUACCAAAACAAUUACUCACUGCUUCUCACCCAUUUAUAAAUGCAAAGUUAACCUAACCAAUCCUAAUUAUUGAUUUGGAUGAAACCUUAGUGCAUUUUGAAUAGGGAUCCAACAGGCUUAUGAUUAGAAAUGGAUCAAUUCAAUUUUUAUAAUAAAUGCAUAAAUAUUACUAUAUAAUAAUUUGGACUGCUUCUUUGCCCAGAUAUGCUAAAUGGGCUCUAAAGAAGAUUGAUCAACAAAUUCAUUAGCAUAUUGAUCUGUUACUAACUCGAGAAUAUUGUAUACCUCAUGAGAAAGGAUUCUAUUAAAAGAUGCUCUCCAUGUUGGGAUAAGAAUUAAGUACUCUCCUAAUAGUUGAGAAUGACUUUAGAAGUGUGAUUGAUUCUGAAAAGGACUACCUGCAUUUGAUAGAUUCUUAUUUGGGUUAGGAGGAUACUGUAUUAUUUGAACUAAGUAAUCGUUUGACCGACGCAUAUAAAUAUUAUUAAGAGGGAUUUAGUUUUUAAAGAGCUGUGAAGAUGACUUAAAUGAAAUAGGAUUGA